This is a messenger RNA of Oryzias latipes (Japanese medaka), 1652 nucleotides long. NCBI's taxonomy places the organism in Eukaryota, Metazoa, Chordata, Actinopteri, Beloniformes, Adrianichthyidae. The record is from RefSeq and is a predicted model, not a curated record.
GUUGGUCCAGCAUGGAUGGGGGUCAGGGGUCAGCUGGGCUGGUGUUUGCUGCAGCAGCUCUUUGGUUCUGACCUUCAGCGUUUCAGAGUUUCAGGAUUUGUUCUGAGAGGAAAAGCAACUUUCCUUCUUUGUGUUUUCACUGCCUCCAUCACUCAAAGCUCUCUCAUCAUGGCCUACCAGGCUGGGAUUCAACGGGAGCCCGCCGCUUUGGUUCAGAACAUCAGCUCCAACAUCCAGAGGAUCACACUACUGACCUCAGAGCUGCAGAGGGCCGUGACCCUGCUGGGGACGGAGCAGGACAGCAGCCAGCUCAGACAGACGCUUCAGCAGAAACAGCAGCAGGGGAACCAGCUGGCCAAGGAGACCGACCAGCUGAUCAAGGCCUUCACCGCCCUCCCCGUCGGUCCCGAUCAGAGGCAGAGGAAGCUGCAGAAGGAGCGUUUGCUCAAUGACUUCUCUGCUGCGUUGAACAGUUUCCAGAAGACCCAACGGCAGGCCGCCGACAAGGAGCGGGAGUUCGUGGCCCGAGUCCGAGCUGGCUCCAGGCUGUCGGGAGGUCAGCCUGAUGACGGCUUCGGACAUCUUCCUCCAAGCAGUUACUCCCAGGUCCAGACGGAGGCUGAAGCCAUCACAGAAGAAGACCUGAGGCUGAUCCAGGAGCGAGAGUCAUCCAUCAGGCAGCUGGAGGCGGACAUCACAGACAUCAAUGACAUCUUUAAGGACCUUGGCAUGAUGGUGCACGAGCAGGGGGACAUGAUAGACAGUAUAGAAGCCAAUGUGGAGAGUGCAGACGUGCACGUCCAGAAUGCCACGCAGCAGCUGGCCCGGGCCGCAGACUACCAGCGGAGCUCCAGGAAGAAGAUCUGCAUCCUGCUGGUGGUUCUGGCCAUCGCCGCUGUUGUGAUAGGACUCAUCAUCUGGGGAGCAACCAAACAGUGACAGCCUCUUCUGCUGACUCAUUGUUCUGCACUGAGCAGAAGUUCUCUUCUCUGACCUGUCCUGAGUCUUUGAUUAAAUUGUGUUUUUGAGAAAUAAUGCUCCGUGCUGACAGGACCGGACACACUGUGCUGCCAAACUCGUGCAGAAAUAAUGCUGACUCAUGGUUUGUCUUAAGUGUAAAGGCUUUGUCAGGAUGGCAGAGUUGAACUGUGAAGCAGCGGGGAAACUCUGAAUCUGAAGGAGCUUCCAGCUGCAGCCGCCUGCUGUUAUCAGCACAGAAAUGCUGACUCAGCGGCAGCCAGUCUGCAAAUAAACAGGAGUGAGGGUCAUAGUUCAGUGUCACUGUAAAUCCAGCACGUUUGAGCAACUUUGAAUUACACUCUGAAACAUGAUAACAAUGAAUUUAUACUUUGAUUGAAGGAUCAGAGCCUGCAGAUUUAAGAAGAAAAUAUUCUGAAUAAAUAUUUUGUCACAUAAGUAUAGAAACCUAAAAAAGAUCAGUUUCAUGUUGGAGCCUCUGUGUUUGUUUUAAACUGCUGAGAGAACAAGCUGUCCUUCCUUCCUAUCAAUCAGACCUGUUACAAGGUUUCAACCUUUAGCAAAGAAGCUGUUGAAAAGUCAGGUUUCGUUUAUCAGAGAUUGUUUUUCUUAGAAAAUUGACGUAUCAUGUAUAUAUCCGAGGAAUAAAAAGAUUAAACCAAAGGCACAAAAGA